AGACACCGUAGCAACGAAAAGGAGAAGCCAGAGAAGACAAGUCUUAACAAUUUUCAGGAAUUUUGUUGUCAAAAUGCCAGGUUGCUGCAACUGUUUUGCGGCAUGCAAGCCCCGCUACAAGAGACUUGUGGACAACAUCUAUCCGGACACAGCUGAGGAGGGUUUGGUGCGAAGCAACAUGGAGAAGUUGACGUUCUAUGCCGUAUCUCACAAUGAGAAACUUGAUCGCAUCGGUAGCUACCUUGCACAGAGGUUAGACAGGGAUGUGUACAGACAACGCAUAGGGUAUGUGUUGAUUUCCAUGCAAGCUUUAGACCAACUUCUAUUGGCAUGUCAUGCACAGAGUCUGAAUCUCUUUGUAGAAAGCUUCUUGAAAAUGGUCCACAAACUUCUGGAAUCUAACAACAUCGAGCUACAGGUUUAUGGUACACAAUCUUUUGUGAAGUUUGCUAACAUUGAGGAGGAUACGCCAUCUUACCAUAGACGAUAUGAUUUCUUCAUCUCCAAGUUCAGCUCUAUGUGUCAUAAUAACAAUGAGAAUAUGAGUGUCCGGAGAAAAAUUCGGAUUGCUGGACUGAAGGGGAUCCAGGGCGUGAUCAGGAAGACCGUUAGCGAUGAGCUCCAGGUGAAGAUAUGGGAGAAACAACACAUGGAGAAGAUUGUUCCGUCGCUUCUGUUCAAUAUGCAUGAGGGGUUUGAAAGGUACAAGGAACUUGCAUGCCAACAAACAACUAAUGACCCAAGCCAUGAGUCACCUGUAUCGGACAACGUAGAAGAGAGACCCGCUGCCCUUGCUGAGACUUGCCUGAGGAAUGUCAUGUGUAGCGCCGCUUACAAUAACAUCCAUUCUGUGCUCAAACCAGUCCUCAGACAUCUUGACCUUCAUGAGAUCUGGCUUCCCACUGACUUUGCAGUGAAGGUCUUCAAGGUCAUCAUGUAUUCCAUGCAGUCCCAGUAUCUGUAUGUGGCACCUCACUAUCUUCUGCUCCAUUUGGAUGAGAACAUGAAUAAUUCUCCUCGCAUCAAGCGUAGCAUCGUAGAGGUUCUCAAAGAGACGGUUGCCAUAGCAGCCGACGGAGCAGUAGGGACGUCCGUGCUGGAAGUGUUCAACACCCUUCUUCGUCAUUUGAGAUCAUCGGUGGAUAAGAGACUCUCCGGCCAUACCCCGUCACCGAAGCCAAACAGACAGGCCAAACAAGACGUUGAUGAGAGACAGGAAGCUCUCUUUGAAGAAGCGAUCAUCGAUACAAUAGGUGCGUUUGCCAGUAUCUUACCCGACUAUCAGAAGAUAGAGAUUAUGAUGUUUAUCAUGGGAAAGAUCCCCCUCCCAAGGCCUACAGGUAGCCAAGAACAUCUUGGAAGAGAUUCAGCCAUCUACUCCAAGGGUGAAGGUGAUAUCUUGCUGCAGAGUAUUCUAUUGAAGAGUUUAUUGGAGGUUGGUACAAAAUAUGUGACCGUUUCCAUGGCAUCAACCUUCCCAGCAUCCUUUAUGCAGCCGUUACUCAACAUGUCCGUUGUUCAAGACCCUGACAUUCGCUACACUGUGCAGGAAAUUCUCCAAACAUUGAUCGAUCGCCAUGACAACACCAACAAAUUGAGGAGGAACAUUGCCAUUCCUAGAAACAUCUCUGAGCUGAAUCUGAGAGUAGAGAAGCCAUCCAGGCAAGAUAUAUCAUUCCUCAGAAAGAAUGGAGCAGACAUUCAAUGGCAUAUCUACGAGAAUCUGCGAUGCAGUGCGAAUAAAUCAGAGAACUAUGUUGGUAUCUUCACCACCCUGGCUCUGCUGUGUGUUGAGUUUGGAACAGAUGACAUCCUGGUUGACCUCGUCAAGGUUUCCUUAGCAUUGCAGGACAUGGUCUGUGAUAAUGACUGUAAACUGGGACCGAUCCAUCGGUGUGCAGUUCAUGCUCUAGUAGCAAGAUACUUGAACCUUAUCAGUCAACUCACUGCUAUACCAGCACUCGGGCAACAUGUAUGGUCGGUAAUUGAUACAAGGCAGAAGACAGCCCCUUACCUUCUUCCUCCAUUUAAUGUGGAAAAUAAUCAGAGGAAACUUCCAUCUCAGCCUCUACCGGCGAGUGUCCUCUUCCAGAAAGAUGCCAUCAGUGAUGGAUUAAGAAGCAGUGGUCAUGACAUCUCUCGUCUUAACACUCCAUUCAUACACGAACCAUCAGUUGAGUAUCGUCCCAGGAGCGGAGCCGAUGUAGGGUCUGUUAACAUUGAACUGGAAUCGGCUCAGUCUUCCCCAACAGGAAUUAGGAAACAUCCUCAGGAGCUUGUGACCUUUGAGUCUUUGAAGAAGGUCUUGACGCCAAUGACUGUCAUAGAUGGAGGCACCGUGGAAGAGGAGAGAGAGAAAAGACUUGCUAUCCUCAACAUGUUUCAGAAUUCAUCUCUUGAUCAACUCGCAGCUUCGGCAGAACAGCGGAGUGAGAAGUGGUACAAGAAGCUAAAUGACAUUCUUGAUACAGUGGUGAAGACCCCAGUGUCUCCAGCUGGCAGUCCCGUCAAAGCUGACCCAUCAACACCAGCCGUCUUCCACUCAGUACCAACGUAUGACAUGAAAUUCCCAGAGCUAUGUGUCUAUUAAAAGGUCAUCUUGUUUGUUACCUGCUCAUAACUUCAUGAAUGAGUUAAAGAAAUGAGAAUAUCAUACAAAAUAUCUAAAAUGAAAACUUACAAAUGCUUGCAAUCUGAAUUCGAAAAUAGUCCUUUUUUAUGAAAUAAGAAGAUAAUUGUUGUAGUACUCGUAUAUUUUGUGAUGUUUUAGAGAUUCCUCUGCAAACAAUAUUUUCAUUCUGAAAACUCUUAGGUUAUUCACUACAGUGUCGAUUCCCUGCUGUCGUAACUGACUGCUUUUUAUUUUGUAUACAUUUUAUAGCUAUCUUUAUCCCACUAUUUGUUUUGUGUGCUGUUUUAUUUUGUAUCUUUGUUGUUAAUGUUAUCUCUACUUCCUCUCCCACUCAGGGGGAGGGGGGGUAAAAACACUCCCCCCCCCUCAUGACAUUCGCCAUGAUAAAUCUGUAACGUAGAAAGAUUGUGCCGUAACGUUUCAUCACUUUCAUGACUUUCUUUCAAGUCUUGCGCAACUUUAAAGAUCAAAUUUGGGAUGCGGGUUACGUGGUUCCAAAGUUACGUAACAUGAAAGUACAUGUCAAGACCCCAAAAAAUAACUUCAU
Molecule: messenger RNA, 3179 nt
Organism: Lytechinus variegatus (green sea urchin)
Lineage: Eukaryota; Metazoa; Echinodermata; Echinoidea; Temnopleuroida; Toxopneustidae
Product: protein EFR3 homolog B-like
Exons: 22
Coding region: 74-2590 (838 amino acids)
Biological process (GO): protein localization to plasma membrane
Cellular component (GO): plasma membrane
Source: RefSeq, a predicted model, not a curated record